Molecule: messenger RNA, 226 nt
Organism: Plasmodium gallinaceum
Lineage: Eukaryota; Apicomplexa; Aconoidasida; Haemosporida; Plasmodiidae
Product: conserved Plasmodium protein, unknown function
Exons: 1
Source: RefSeq, a predicted model, not a curated record
AUGUUUAAAAUACACUGUAUAUAUUUAUUUAUUCAUUUUUAUUUUUUAGUCUACAUAAAAUGUGUUUUUUCUUAUUCUUAUGAUAAGGCUAAUUUGGAUAACUGUUCUAGUAUAUUUUGUUCAUAUGAUAAAUUAUCAAAUAUAUAUAAAAAUUCUAAAUUUAUAUUAACUGAAUUAGAAAAUUUACUAUAUGAUGUAAGAGAUGAAAAAACUUCACAUCAAUUAG